Molecule: messenger RNA, 2206 nt
Organism: Daphnia magna
Lineage: Eukaryota; Metazoa; Arthropoda; Branchiopoda; Diplostraca; Daphniidae
Product: thiamine transporter 1
Exons: 7
Coding region: 236-1714 (492 amino acids)
Biological process (GO): transmembrane transport; vitamin transport
Cellular component (GO): plasma membrane
Molecular function (GO): vitamin transmembrane transporter activity
Source: RefSeq, a predicted model, not a curated record
CCUACAGAGAGUGAUACGGCGAACGUGUACUUGUAUGGUGGUGUAAAAAUAAAAAAUUCUCCCGCCAAAUCUUGGUUUACUAAAAAGAAACUAAGAAAAACAUGGUUACGCAUCCAUGUAAAGUUAACUAUUACAUCGGGUCGCUUACAUACACCGCGAUAUGAUCUUGGUAACAUGGAUCCAAACAAAUAGAGCUAUGAGAGCAUUGCAUUUUAUACUUUUCCAGUGAAACAAAAUGGAAAAAUGGCUGGGUCCUUGUUUGUUGCUGAGUGCUUUUGGGUUUCUGAAAGAGUUCCGGCCUUCAGAACCAUUUGUUACAGAGUUUUUAGUUGGAACUUGGAAAAAUUUUACAGUGCAGCAGGUUAUGCAGGACAUUUACCCUGUCUGGACUUAUUCUUAUUUGGUUCUUCUGUUCAUUGUCUUCAUUGUAACCGAUCUUUUACUCUACAAGCCAGUUGUGGUGUUUGAAGGAAUCUCAUUAGUCAUAACAUGGUGUUUACUCAUAUGGGGACAAGGCAUUGCUGCUAUGCAAGCAGUAGAAUUUGUGUAUGCUGCUUCAACAGCUAGCAAAGUAGCAUAUAGUACUUAUAUCUACACUCAGGUGCCUGUGGCUAAAUUUCAAAUAGUGACUGCAUAUACAAAAGCUGCUUUGCUUACGGGACGUUGCUUUGCUGGGAUACUAGGCCAAAUUCUUGUUGCCACUGGCACUUGUGACUACCUUGCAUUGAACUACAUCUCCCUAGGUUUCGUGUCGUGUUCGACAGUGAUUGCUUUUUUUCUUCCAAGUGUGUCACGUUCUAUUUACUUCCACCGUAGAAAACCACGAGAACGCAGUCUAAAUGAUCAGUUAGCUCAGUUAGAGACAUCUAAUGAACUGCACACCUGUCAGGACCGAGAAGAAAUUCCAAGCUUAGGGAAAUUAAUUCAGUCCUUAACCCCUGUGGAACAUACGAACCAAAACAACAAAUGUACAGAAAAUUCUGUGUGUCUCCUAUUUUGGGAAGAUUUUACUGCGGCUUUUUCUGAUAACUACACCCUAAAGUGGUCUUUGUGGUGGGCUUUUGCAACUUGCGGGUUUUUUCAGGUUGUUAAUUACAUCCAGCCACUCUGGGAAGCUUUGGAUUCUGAAUCGGAGAACGUGUACAAUGGUGGGGUUGAGGCUUUACACGCAUUCCUAGGUACUGAGCGCACAGCCUACCAUAGCGCCCUGACUACUUUGGCCGUUGGACAUCUUUCUAUUGACUGGUCUGUAUAUGGCGAACCAGUAAUUGCCGUAAUUUCUCUCUUCGAAGGAGUGAUGCUGUUUGUGGCCGGCAAUACGGAUAUACUUUGGAUAACUUAUGCCACAUAUAUUGCAUUCUGCUUAUCUUAUAGAAUUCUCAUUACCAUCGCAAGUUCGGAAGUGGCCAAAGGACUGAAGCGCGAAAGUUACGGAUUCAUCUUUGGAUUUAACACUUUUUUGGCCUUACUUUUCCAAGCAAUUCUCACUCUCUGUGUUACAGAUGGUGUUGGUUUAGCACUCGAUCCCCAAUCACAGUUCAAGAUAUAUGGUGGCUAUUUUGGUGUGCUGGGAACGAUUUUUUCGGCUAUGGCAGCGUACAAUAUCUUUCGAAACCGAUCUAGAGUGUACGCUUCAAAAAAGAUUUGCGCUCAACAUGUUCCAUUUGGUCACCCGUUGAUUGAUAUUCCUGCCAAAAACCGCGUUUUAAACUAAAAAUAUUUAAAUCCCAAGAUGUCCUCUGAAACCCCAAAGUUCGCACUUAUUCACUGACAAGCUUAUUGGCAAAUUCAAUGGUUCUUUGGGAAAACCAGAAGUAUUUAGUUAGAAGAAACCAAGGGAAAUUUCUGUUGUGACUCACCAAAAAGUACUUGUCCCUUGUCGAUUGAAUAACACUUUAGAAAUAACUCUCUUCAAAACAAAUGUCUCAGUCUAAUGGUUGACUGUGUAAACACUAGCUGAUGAAAAUCUCAAGGUCAAAAUCCAACAGUUACCCAAUUUUUAGGGUCUUAGUGAACUUUGUAGCCAAUGAUAGGUUUGAUAAGCAAGUCUAGUCGUUCAACGAUGAACAACUAAUCAGCUUCAGGAGAGGAAAGCUAAACACAUGUUUUGCAGACUAGGCAAACAGGUUAUUCGAUUUAAGGCUUAAACUAGCUUGAACACUUGUUUGUGUAAUUUACGUGUUGUCAUAAACAUGAAAACACAUUA